AUGGUGAAGAUUGAUGAAACAGGACGACUUAAAGAACCGAACAAACCCUGCAGUACUCGCAAUAUUCGGAAACUACAAGAAACACAGUCCAGUAUUGAUGAGCUACUCAAACCAUAUCAAGAUCUAUUUCAUGGAAUUGGCAGAGCGACCCGCAAUGGAGAGGAGAUUCAGCUACAUUUACCAAUGGAUGAAGAGGCUGAACCAGUUGCACAAAAACCAAGACGAGUUGCAUACCACCUAAUGGAACCUCUCCAGAAACGACUCCAAGAAUUUGUGGAACAAGACAUCAUGGAAAAAGAUCCUGAUCAAGAACCUAUAACAUGGUGUUCUCCUAUGGUUGUACAACCUAAACCAAAGAAUCCCAAUGAUAUACGCCUCAGCUUGGAUUUACGAACACUGAAUAAAUCCAUUUUACGAACUCGCCAAGUCCAAGCACCCAUUACAGAAUAUUUUAUUACAGCGUUUAAGGAUUGCUGCAUAUUCAGCAAGUUGGACCUCAACCAUGGAUACCACCAGUUUGUCAUUGAUCCCCAGUCCAGACAAGCCAUGACAUUCUCAAUGCCAUGGGGAAAUUACGAUACAAACGUCUUGCGUUCGGGAUAG
This is a messenger RNA of Paramuricea clavata, 603 nucleotides long. The record is from the annotation of a GenBank genome assembly. Lineage: Eukaryota; Metazoa; Cnidaria; Anthozoa; Malacalcyonacea; Plexauridae.